CUUCUGUGAAAGGAGCCCUUCUGUCGCUCGUCACUCGCUAGCUCGCUAGCUGUGGGAGGAGCCCGCCGGAGAGAGCCGUGUGCCCGGGAUGCCGAGAGCCAGAGAAUGGAUCUGCUCCGAGUGGGGACACUGCUGAGAAUCCCGGCUUCCCGAGGCGGCUAAAAUCAGACGAUUUGUCUCGGCUGGCUGCAGGGACCCGGAGGCACAAAGAGCCCGCAGCCACUCGGAGGGACGGAGCGACGGCCAGGCAGAUGGUCGGCGCGAACCGGAGAGGACCCGCGGCGGAGGCUGAGCCCGGAGAGCCGCCGAGAGAGAGAAACUAACUGCACACCAAGUUACCUCGCCGGCUUCCCCUCGCUGCGCUGAGGAAUGAAACCUUUCCAGCUCGAUUUGCUCUUCCUCUGCUGCUUCUUCUUCAGUCAAGAGCUGAGCUUCCAGAAGAGAGGAUGCUGUCUGGUGUUGGGCUACAUGGCCAAGGACAAGUUUCGGAGAAUGAAUGAAGGCCAAGUCUACUCCUUCAGCCAGCAGCCCCAGGACCAGGUGGUGGUGUCCGGACAGCCGGUGACGCUGCUGUGUGCCAUCCCUGAAUACGAUGGCUUCGUUCUGUGGAUCAAAGACGGCUUGGCCCUGGGUGUGGGCAGAGACCUCUCAAGUUACCCGCAGUACCUGGUGGUGGGGAACCACCUGUCAGGGGAGCACCACCUGAAGAUCCUGCGGGCAGAGCUGCAGGACGAUGCUGUCUACGAGUGCCAGGCCAUCCAGGCCGCCAUCCGGUCCCGCCCUGCGCGUCUCACCGUGCUAGUGCCGCCUGAUGACCCCGUCAUCUUGGGGGGACCUGUGAUCAGCCUGAGGGCCGGGGACCCCCUCAACCUCACCUGCCAUGCAGACAAUGCCAAGCCUGCGGCCUCCAUCAUCUGGCUGCGAAGGGGAGAAGUCAUCAACGGGGCCACCUACUCCAAGACCCUGCUCCGUGAUGGCAAGAGAGAAAGCAUCGUCAGCACCCUCUUCAUUUCCCCUGGUGACGUGGAGAAUGGGCAGAGCAUCGUGUGCCGUGCCACCAACAAAGCAAUCCCUGGAGGGAAAGAGACCUCGGUCACCAUUGACAUCCAGCACCCUCCACUUGUCAACCUGUCGGUGGAACCGCAGCCAGUCCUGGAGGACAAUGUCGUCACAUUCCACUGUUCUGCAAAGGCCAACCCCGCUGUUACCCAGUACCGGUGGGCCAAGCGGGGCCACAUCAUCAAGGAGGCAUCUGGGGAGGUGUACAGGACCACCGUGGACUACACGUACUUCUCAGAGCCUGUGUCCUGCGAGGUGACCAAUGCCCUGGGAAGCACCAACCUCAGCCGCACAGUGGACGUCUACUUUGGACCCCGGAUGGUCAUGGAGCCGCAGUCUCUGCUCGUGGACCUGGGCUCUGACGCCGUGUUCAGCUGUGCGUGGAUCGGGAACCCGUCCCUGACCAUCGUGUGGAUGAAGCGAGGCUCGGGUGUGGUCCUGAGCAAUGAAAAGACUCUGACCCUCAAAUCCGUCCGCCAGGAGGAUGCUGGGAAGUACGUGUGCCGAGCUGUUGUGCCCCGGGUGGGAGCCGGGGAGAGAGAGGUGACCCUGACUGUCAAUGGGCCCCCCAUCAUCUCCAGCACCCAGACGCAGCACGCCCUCCAUGGUGAAAAAGGCCAGAUCAAGUGCUUCAUCCGGAGCACACCACCUCCGGACCGCAUCGCCUGGUCCUGGAAGGAGAACGUGCUGGAGUCGGGCACAUCAGGGCGCUACACGGUAGAGACAGUCAGCACGGAGGAGGGCGUCAUCUCCACCCUGACCAUCAGCAGCAUCGUGCGGGCUGACUUCCAGACCAUUUACAACUGCACAGCUUGGAACAGCUUCGGCUCUGACACUGAGAUCAUCCGGCUCAAGGAGCAAGGUUCGGAAAUGAAGUCGGGAGCCGGGCUGGAAGCAGAGUCCGUGCCGAUGGCCGUCAUCAUUGGGGUGGCCGUGGGAGCUGGCGUGGCCUUCCUCGUGCUCAUGGCAACCAUCGUGGCCUUCUGCUGUGCCCGGUCCCAGAGAAAUCUCAAAGGUGUUGUGUCAGCCAAAAAUGACAUCCGAGUGGAGAUUGUCCACAAGGAGCCUGCCUCGGGUCGGGAGGCUGAAGAUCACUCCACCAUCAAGCAGCUGAUGAUGGACCGAGGCGAAUUCCAGCAAGACUCAGUGCUGAAGCAGCUGGAGGUCCUCAAAGAAGAGGAGAAGGAAUUUCAGAACCUCAAGGACCCCACCAACGGCUACUACAGCGUCAAUACCUUCAAAGAACACCACUCGACCCCGACCAUCUCCCUGUCCAGCUGCCAGCCAGACUUGCGUCCCACCGGCAAGCAGCGCGUGCCCACGGGCAUGUCCUUCACCAACAUCUACAGCACCCUGAGUGGCCAGAGCCGCCUCUACGACUACGGGCAGAGGUUCGUGUUGGGCAUGGGCAGCUCCUCCAUCGAGCUCUGUGAGCGGGAGUUCCAGAGGGGCUCCCUCAGCGACAGCAGCUCCUUCCUGGACACACAGUGUGACAGCAGCGUCAGCAGCAGUGGCAAGCAAGAUGGCUAUGUGCAGUUCGACAAGGCCAGCAAGGCCUCAGCCUCCUCUUCCCACCACUCCCAGUCGUCUUCCCAGAACUCCGACCCCAGUCGACCCCUGCAGCGGAGGAUGCAGACUCACGUGUGAGGACCACACACCUUGGGUGGGGAGAGGCAGGGCAGGAGGCAGGGCAAGGACCAGGGAUUCUGCUGCUGCCCUCCUCGGAAGCUCCGAUCAAGCACAGACCUGAGUUCCUGGCUGCAGCAAAGCCAGAGGCCCCAGGGCCUGGGUGGGCGGGGAAAUGGCAGUGGGGUGCAGUCAAGGGCACUGUGCUUGGUGCUGGAUGCCCUGUCCCCCACCCCUCCCUAGGGGCCCCUCCACCAUCUGCUCCUCCCAUGGCACUUGUGGCAGCUAUGACUUUCUUUCACGAACCUGCCGUCCACUCUCCGGUCCCCCCCUGGGCUUUCCCGCUACUGCCCGUCAGCCCUCCCCUCACCUGUGCUUCUAGAUGGACCUGGGGAGGACAGGGAGCUCUUCACAGUCCUGAGCACUCCAGAGACCCCAGCUCCCCCUGCAGCUCGCAGCCCAGGCCUCGGUGGCUGACAAGCCAGGAAUUGCCCUGGCCAAAGGAGCACACUGUCCAGGAGCCCACCCCCAGUGCGUUUGGUGUUUUGUGUCCAUACUCUUUCGGUUCUGUCCUGGAAGUGGGACUGGUCCAGUGCCUGUGGGAAGCGGGAGGAAGAGGGAGGAGAGUGUGAACAAUGCCUGCCUGGGGAGCCCUUCGCUGCCCACACUCCUUCCCAGGCCUGGCUCCCCUGCCCGCUUCCUGUACUCCCCUCCUCCCUGCAGCACAAUUGGAGUUAAUAUAAGGAGUGUGUGAGUCUCUGUGGUCAGGGUUCUUUGCAUAAGUCCUGGAGUGUUUCCUGAGGGUGUGGUCUGAGGGGGCUGGAGGCCAGGCCUUUCUGGGACUUGCUUUCUCAGCUGGUGAACACAAGAACAGUGAUCCUGUCUUCAGUAGGACUCAUGGGCAGGAGAGACAGUUCACCUGCACCCC
Molecule: messenger RNA, 3613 nt
Organism: Octodon degus (degu)
Lineage: Eukaryota; Metazoa; Chordata; Mammalia; Rodentia; Octodontidae
Gene: Kirrel3
Product: kirre like nephrin family adhesion molecule 3
Exons: 17
Coding region: 370-2706 (778 amino acids)
Biological process (GO): synapse assembly; cell-cell adhesion
Cellular component (GO): cell-cell junction
Molecular function (GO): cell adhesion molecule binding
Source: RefSeq, a predicted model, not a curated record